ACUAACGCUGCAAAGGCCAGGCCGCACUAACUCCUCAGAGACCUGCCGCCACCGCUGCCGCCUGCACCUUUGCCAUUGCAGCUCAUUUGCCUACCUUCCCAGUCGUCUCCUUCUUUGUCGCCGUGCCGCUACCUCAGCAGCAUCGACAACAGAUAAGUGGCGGAUUCAGGAAUUUGGGGUUGGGAGUCUGGGCAGGCGCCAGGAACCGACAGCACACAAGAGCCCGCCAUCUCUCUUUAGCAACCACGGCUGCAGUGCAGUUUUUAGCCCGUUGUGGCGUUCGCUUGAGAGGUGCACGGUGUCCCAGUGCCCGGAAUCAAGAGCUGGAGCUUUUCUGUCAAUCCUGUUUCAAGCACUAGGGAGGGAUCUGGUCUUUGAGAUCGUGAACAAAAUUAUAACCUCAUUUUGGAUAGUGUUGUUAUUUUUGUCAGCUGAGUUAAGCAAACGGCAACUUUGCCAAAGCCUUCUUAAACCCUUAGCAUGUCUCCUCCAACGGUGCCUCCGACAGGGAUAGAUGGCGUGUCUGCAUACCUGAUGAAGAAAAGGCACACCCACAGGAAGCAACGGCGCAAGCCCACUUUCCUCACUUGUAGAAACAUAGUGGGCUGUCGCAUUCAACACGGUUGGAAAGAAGGCAAUGAGCCGGUGGAGCAGUGGAAAGGCACUGUGCUUGAGCAGGUUUCUGUAAAGCCCACAUUGUACAUUAUUAAAUACGAUGGAAAAGACAGCGUGUAUGGACUAGAACUACACCGGGAUAAGAGAGUUUUAGCGCUAGAGAUUCUUCCUGAGAGAGUGCCAGCUCCUCGUAUUGAUUCACGCUUGGCAGAUUCCUUGAUUGGGAAGGCAGUGGGGCAUGUGUUUGAAGGCGAGCACGGUACAAAAGAUGAAUGGAAGGGUAUGGUGCUGUCGCGAGCACCCGUGAUGGAUACUUGGUUUUACAUCACCUAUGAGAAAGAUCCGGUCCUCUAUAUGUACACCUUGCUGGAUGACUACAAAGAUGGUGACCUUCGAAUCAUUCCAGAUUCCAGUUACUAUUUUCCUACAGCAGAACGGGAGCCUGGAGAAGUGGUCGACAGCCUCGUGGGCAAGCAGGUGGAGCAUGCCAAAGAUGACGGGUCCAAGAGAACUGGCAUUUUCAUCCAUCAAGUGGUGGCCAAGCCGUCUGUCUACUUUAUUAAGUUUGAUGAUGAUAUUCACAUUUACGUCUAUGGUUUGGUGAAAACCCCGUAAGUUUAUUGUGCUCUUUACAACAGUGGUGGAGUUAUUAGAUGUAAAAUAUCUUGUUUUCUUAUAAUUGUAUAUUUUGAGAAGAGUUUUGACUCAAAAAUUCAGAAAAAUUGGUGAAUGUUGUUGUGUCUCCCAAUCUUGCAUUGUCUACUUUCACAGUUUUGGCCUAAUAUACUUUGAUAUUUAUUCUGUAUUUGAAAUUUUUAAUUGAGUACAAAUAGAAAAAUAAAAGUGCAACCUUUGGAACAAUACAAAAGCAAAUCAACUCCACAUCAUGUCCUUCUUCCCCACGUUUUACUUGUCUCUUUUUCUUCCCAGGUAACAAGUAUUGAAAAUAUGAUCUAUAUCUUUUUUUUUCUGUCCUCUAUGUUUGUUUCAGUAGUUUCCCUAAAAAAAUGACAAGUUUGCAUACAGAUGUCAUCUCUCCAGACUAGUAGAUAACAGUCCAUAAUUCUGUCUCUGCAUCUAUCUUUCACUCUUACACUCCUGUUUACUAUUUCAUAUACAGUAUAUGUUCAAGUGCCAAAAAAGUAUUUGACCAUCUUCUAUAGCAGUUUAUAAUGCUUUAAAUCUGAAAAGUGAAGAAUUGCAUUGCACUGUUUUUCACUUUAAUUGGCUUUUAUCUGAUUUCAAUGAGUAUUUUUUUU
Octodon degus (degu) is the source of this 1874-nucleotide messenger RNA. RefSeq names its product spindlin family member 4 (gene Spin4). Gene Ontology annotation, cellular component: nucleoplasm; cytosol. Gene Ontology annotation, biological process: gamete generation; regulation of DNA-templated transcription. The coding region runs from base 481 to 1230 and encodes 249 amino acids. The record is from RefSeq and is a predicted model, not a curated record. NCBI's taxonomy places the organism in Eukaryota, Metazoa, Chordata, Mammalia, Rodentia, Octodontidae. The transcript has a single exon.